This is a messenger RNA of Prunus armeniaca (apricot), 270 nucleotides long. NCBI's taxonomy places the organism in Eukaryota, Viridiplantae, Streptophyta, Magnoliopsida, Rosales, Rosaceae. The record is from the annotation of a GenBank genome assembly.
AUGCUUCGUCCCUACUACUUCUCAUUAGGCUUGACAUUCCCGCUAUCAAAGUUUUUCAGGGAGGUGCUCUGUGCCAUGGAAUGUGCCCCCAAUCAAUGUACCUCGAACGUCUACCGGGCAAUCAACUGCUUCGGACGUUUCUUCAAGCUGGAUCUGACGGUGCAAGAGUUCUUCGACUUCUUUGAAGUGAGGCGUUAUAAGAAGUAUGCCCAGGUUCGCGUGUGCAACGCCAAGCUAUUUGACGGUUUGAGUCAAGACGAUCAUGUGUAG